This is a messenger RNA of Branchiostoma floridae (Florida lancelet), 1511 nucleotides long. RefSeq names its product purine nucleoside phosphorylase-like. Bases 107 to 991 code for a protein of 294 amino acids. Gene Ontology annotation, biological process: nucleoside metabolic process. Gene Ontology annotation, molecular function: purine-nucleoside phosphorylase activity. The transcript is spliced from 7 exons. Lineage: Eukaryota; Metazoa; Chordata; Leptocardii; Amphioxiformes; Branchiostomatidae. Gene Ontology annotation, cellular component: cytoplasm. The record is from RefSeq and is a predicted model, not a curated record.
UUAGUACUUAGGGGAACUGUACAUACGGAGCAAGGUCCGAGCAAGGAGGUUAUAUAUAGACAUAACCUCUAUAUAACCUCCUUGGUAUGAGAUAAGCAGUCUAAAGAUGGCAGAGUCAGAGGAAACGUUAACUUACGAAGACAUUCAACAUAUCAGCGACUUUCUGUUGAAGACGACAAAGUAUCGGCCAAAGGUUGCAGUAAUCUGUGGAUCGGGCCUGGGAGGCCUGGCCGAUGUAGUACAGGAACAAGACGUGAUAGACUACAGAGAUAUUCCCAACUUUCCACAGAGCACUGUUCAGGGGCACAGAGGGCGCCUAGUGUUCGGCCACCUAGCGGAGAAGAGUGUCAUCUGCAUGCAGGGUCGGUUCCAUCAGUACGAAGGAUAUCCUCUCUGGAAGGUGGCGAUGCCUGUGCGCGUGUUCAAGAUGAUCGGGGUUGAAACUCUAUUCGUCACGAACGCCGCCGGCGGUUUGAACAGGAAUUACAACAUCGGUGACAUCAUGAUAGUAAAGGACCACAUCAGUAUGCCUGGGAUGACUACAGACAAUCCGCUGAAGGGCUUCUACGAUGAAAGGUUUGGAAAGCCUUCCUCGCCAGUAACUGAGCUGUAUGACAGGGGACUGCGUGAGUUGGCGAGGCGGGUGGCUGGAGACCUGGGGCUGGGGGAGGCGGUACGGGAGGGGGUGCUGGUACAGGUGGGAGGGCCGUCCUUCGAUACCGUCUCAGUCUUCAACAUGCUACGGCGUUUGGGUGCAGACUGUGUAGGCAUGAGUUCGGCACCAGAAGUGACUGUGGCACGGCAUUGUGGGAUACGUGUGUUGGGGCUGUCCCUGGUGACAGACAUGGCGCCCAUGGAGAGUGACCUUCCCCCAACCAACCACCAGGAGAUUCUGCAAACUGCAAAAACACGCGCUGUUGACGUCCAGAACUUGGUCUGUGAAAUGAUAAGCCAACUACCCAACAACAAUGAUUCAGUACAACCUUCGUAAUACCCCCGGUCCUUUCCUAUAGAAGUAGAACGGCGCUCUCGCCGCGCUCUCUCUGCGACCUAAAAUUUGACGAUUGACGACGACGAUUGUACAGAAAAGAAACGAAUCCCUUUACACUUUGUGUGUUUUGUUGUCUUCUCAUUCAUACUUGCUUUUUGUACGUUUUGUAUGAUAUACCCAGUGUGACAGCGAAGAUUACAUAUAUCCUAUUUAGGUCGCAGUGAGAGCGAAGCGCGAUCGCCGUCUAGUGGAAAGGGGCCUUAUGGACUGGCCCUAUAGCCGCGGUCAAAAUACAAAGAUAAGGUUGAAAAUUAUACGACCGACAUUCAGCCAAUAUACCUCAUUGGUCGAUCGCGUAAUUGCCAUGCUAUCAUUGGUUGAACUGAUAAUUUUGAUCGAGAGACUUGUAACCUACAGUAUUGUAACGUCUGUUCUGUUGUCGAGGAAUGUAGUUAGUUAGUUCCUUCCUUCUUUCCUUCCCUCCUACCUCCCUCCCUUCUUCAUUCAUUCCUUCCAUUCU